Messenger RNA from Prinia subflava (tawny-flanked prinia), 2016 nucleotides. It is a transcript of the gene SPMIP4, whose product is annotated as sperm microtubule inner protein 4. Lineage: Eukaryota; Metazoa; Chordata; Aves; Passeriformes; Cisticolidae. Gene Ontology annotation, cellular component: centrosome. The record is from RefSeq and is a predicted model, not a curated record.
AUGAUGCUACUGCAUAACCUGCCCCAACACUACCAAAAUGAGAGACCUGAAGUCCUAUCAAGAGCCUCCAACUCUAAUGUACUACUAACACUCUUUCAAAAUCCUUGCUUGUCCCACUGUCUCAAAAGACAGCUAAGAACAGAACUUAUUCCAGAAUAUAAAGAGUUCAGGAAAUUCCUUCAUUGCUGCAAACUUACCUGAAGAACAGAAAGGAAGCAUGGAGGAAUUGCUCUACAUGUACUGCCAGAAGACAACUGAGCAAGGGAAAAGUCUCCGUGAACAUUUUUUAAUGGAUGCCUUUCAUCUGAACAAUACUAUGAUGUCAAUCAGCUGACAAAAAAAAAAAGUGACGUGUGUAUGAAUUAUGAACUCUAUCGGCGGCAAGCCCCCCUCCGCUUGCGGCACGGCGGCAGCAGGGCGGCUGGUUCCUUCUCCUCCCCCCCAGCGGCGGCGGGUUCCCCCUCAGCCCCCCCCCCUCCCGUUCGCGGUGGCGGCGGGGCAGCGGGCUCCCCCUCCCCCCUUCCCCCUUUCCCGGCGGCGGUUCCUCCGCUGUCGGCGUGUGGCGGGUUGGUCCGGUCCCUAGCUGCCUCAGUAGCGAUUCCAGCUCCGGUGGUGCUGGGCGACUGCCGGAGGCGGCUGGACCCGCCAGCAUGGGCCAUGCGGAAAGCGCGGCCGCAUGGAGGAGACCGGAAAUUGCUUCCCCUUCGGGAAUUCCGGUGGCAGCCCACUCCCUGUUGGGGAAGCCGUUCCCUUGGAAACCGCAGUCAAUGCAGAUCUUCUCAGGAAGAAAGGGAGAGGGGCGGCCGCACAGCCGUGCCAUGGCAGAGGGGCUGCCCAGUGGAGGCGGCGGCGCCGAGCCGCGCACCACUGUGCCUGCCAAUGUCCCCCUCUCACCUCUACCCUACACACAUUUCUAGGUACACCAUGUUCCCAAACUUCACAUCACCUGAGGGUUGGGACACUGGGGUCAAUUCAAGCAGUCAUCAACCUUUCCAUCCCAGUAUCUCUAGCAAGGCUUUUGACAUGGUUGUUCUGAGGAAGACAAGAGGAGGACCAUCAGAGACCAAAAUCUAUUUCCAGCAAAGUUUAACAGGUUCAGAAUUAUCAGUAUAUUAUCCAAAUCCACUAAAGAUAGUGGCCCUCAACCCCAUUUAAGAGCUCAAAUAUAAUUUUUCUCCAAGAAUAACCAAUAUGCUACAAAACACUGAAAGGGCUCUGGAGAUCACAACAUACAGCCAGGUCUUCACAGGAAAAGUUCCAAUAGAUCACCUUAUACUGGGUAACUAUUACAUAAAAGCAGUUUGCAGAUUGACUGGAGAACUAGGUGAAGACACAGAUCUAAUAAAUACUGCAUUUACUAAGAAUCUCAUGCUUCCACCACAAAGAAACACUUCUGCUGGUCUGUCACGAGUGAGACCUCCUGAAGGGUGCACUGCAUGCUUACUUCAAGGUGAACAUCCCCAUGAAUCCGUUCUGCAAGAACAACAUCCUACCAGAAAGUUCCUUAUCUUGAUUACAAUAAACAACCUUCUGAAAAUCACUGUCAUGUUGCAAAAAGAAGCAUUGUAGAGGCAGCAGCUUUCAGGAAGACCCAAAUUUUAAUCACUUCCAAAACCUGCAAGUUCACUUUCCUACAAAGACUUCAAGCCCAGAUACUUGGAUCAACAUACAAUAUGGGAAACCCCAGUUAGCCUAAGUAAGCCAAGCUUACCACUGGCUGUAAAGCCUGAGGAAAGCAGAAUUUUGUUGCAGGGACUUUGGAAUCAAGAAACAUGUCUGCCUGCAUGCAGCCCAGAGGAUGGGCCAAGGGAGACAACACUGCCUGAAUGGAUCCCUAUCUGUGAAGUUCCUCAGCACCAGACAGCACUGAUGGAGCUGCAACAUUCCUUCUCUAAGACAGCAGCACAAAAACAUUUAUGUGAUUCUGUAAAAGGAGAAAAAAUCCUCACAGAUUACACUAUAGAGAGAAAGAGACACAAGAACUAUGGUUUCAAUGCUUUUUUAUUUCUUUAUUGA